AUGCGCUUGAUACCUAAAGGCCUGACUCGAUCAUCCAUGUGGCUUAGUUCACAGAUUUAUUUCAGAGAGGCGCCACAUAAAAGCCAGAGACCUUAUUGUCACCAGAACAACCAAGUUCCGAAUCGUACUAGCAGAAUUUGGGAUCAAAACCCCGUUAUUGUACGUGAUGCAUGUACAUGCCACAUGUGUGUGGACGGGAAUUCAGGCCAGAAAAACUUCCGGACUACCGACAUUCCCCGUAAUAUCACACCUAGAAAUUGUGAGCUGGUCGAAGGAGGUGUGCAGAUUCAGUGGAAAAAUGAUAUUCCAGGAUUUGAGUCUCAUAAAACCUUCUUAACUCAUCUCCAGGUACAAUCGUCUGAAGGACAAAUUAUUAUCAAAGACGUUGAAGAACAAAUGUUAACAUGGGACAAAUUUCAAUUGAAUCAGAGUCUACCUGCAUUGCGCUUUAACUACCAGUCAUACUUGGAUGAGGACCAUAUCUUGCACCAAGUCUUGUGUAAGAUGCAGAAAUGGGGAAUAGUUUUCUUUGAACAAGUACCAGAAUCCGAAAAAGCUGUCGAAGCAAUAGCAGGUCGUUUAGGCCCUCUUCGUAACACUUUUUAUGGACAAACAUGGGAUGUCAAGUCCAUUCCUGCUGCUCAUAAUGUUGCAUAUACUAACAAGUAUCUUGGUCUCCACCAAGAUCUACUUUAUAUGAAGAUCCCACCAGGCAUGCAAAUCUUACAUUGCCUUCAAAACUCAUGUCAAGGAGGUGAGUCUCUAUUUAGCGAUGCAUUUAGGGCCGCGGAACAAAUAUCAAGCAAAGCAUACAAAGUUCUGAGCGAAGAGCAUAUAUUUUACCACUAUCAUAAAGUUAAUGAACAUUACUUUUGCUCACACCCAAUUUUCGAAAAUGACCAAAAUUCCAACCCAAAUUCCUGCAAACCAAUACCGUCAUUCGUAAAUUAUUCACCACCAUUUCAAGCUUCAUUUCCAUGGGGAACUAGAUUUGUAAGAUCACAGAAAAUCCUACAGAGCCUUACAGAAUUUGAGGAGAUAGUAGAAUCAACAAGAAAUCUAUUUGAAUACAAGCUAAAACCGGGCGAAUGUGUGAUGUUUAACAAUCGUCGUAUUCUACAUGGUAGAAAAGCUUUUAAUACUACAGAUGGUAAGAGGUGGUUAAAGGGCUGUUACCUUGACACUGAAGUUUUCAUGAGUCGUGCGAGGACCGUUCAUGAAAGAUUUAGGACUCGUCAAGAGUCUGUUGAGGCAAAUAUCGAUUAA
This is a messenger RNA of Blumeria graminis f. sp. triticale, 1266 nucleotides long. Lineage: Eukaryota; Fungi; Ascomycota; Leotiomycetes; Helotiales; Erysiphaceae. The record is from the annotation of a GenBank genome assembly.